CGGGGCUCCGGACCGGGCCGCCCGCCGUCGCCGCCGCCGCCGCCACCUCCCCCGAGCCUGCGGGCGGCGCCGAGGCCGAGGAGCGCUCGCUGCAGCGCAUGCUGCGGGCCAUAGCGGAGGAGCGCGGCCGCCUCAGCCUGCGCCGGGAGGUCUGCGGCCUCGGGUGCUUCAAGGACGACCGCAUCGUCUUCUGGACGUGGAUGUUCUCUACCUACUUCAUGGAGAAGUGGGCGCCGCGACAGGACGACAUGCUCUUCUAUGUGCGCCGGAAGCUGGCGUACCUGGGUGGCGAGGGCAGCGUGGACGGGAGGAAGCUGGCCGAGGCCGAGCCCGAGGUGGACGUGGAGGUGUACCGGCGCGACUCCAAGAAGCUGCCCGGCCUCGGCGACCCUGACAUUGACUGGGAGGAGAGCGUCUGCCUGAAUCUCAUCCUGCAGAAGCUGGACUACAUGGUGACAUGUGCUGUGUGCACGCGCGCCGAUGGGGGGGACAUCCACAUCCAUAAGAAGAAAUCCCAGCAAGUGUUUGCGUCCCCCAGUAAACACCCCAUGGACAGCAAGGGGGAGGAAUCCAAGAUCAGCUACCCCAACAUCUUCUUCAUGAUCGACAGCUUCGAGGAGGUGUUCAGCGACAUGACAGUGGGCGAAGGAGAGAUGGUCUGUGUGGAGCUGGUGGCCAGUGACAAAACCAACAUGUUCCAGGGGGUCAUCUUUCAGGGCUCCAUCCGCUACGAGGCCCUCAAGAAGGUGUAUGACAACCGGGUGAGUGUGGCCGCCCGCGUGGCGCAGAGGGUGUCCUUCGGCUUCUACAAGUACAACAAUAUGGAGUUCGUGCGCAUGAAGGGGCCCCAGGGCAAGGGCCAUGCGGAGAUGGCAGUCAGCCGCGUGUCCACCGGCGACACCUCCCCCUGCGGGACGGAAGAGGACUCCAGCCCGGCCUCACCCAUGCAUGAGCGGGUGACCUCCUUCAGCACGCCCCCCACCCCGGAGCGGAACAACCGGCCCGCCUUCUUCUCCCCGUCCCUCAAGAGGAAGGUGCCCCGGAACCGGAUCGCCGAGAUGAAGAAGUCUCACUCGGCCAACGACAGUGAGGAGUUCUUCCGGGAGGACGGCGGUGGGGCGGAUCUGCACAAUGCCACCAACCUGCGGUCUCGGUCCCUGUCUGGCACUGGGCGGUCCCUGGUCGGGUCCUGGCUGAAGCUGAACCGAGCUGAUGGAAAUUUCCUUCUCUAUGCACACUUGACCUACGUCACUUUGCCGUUGCAUCGGAUUCUAACAGACAUCCUGGAGGUACGGCAGAAGCCCAUCCUGAUGACCUAGCCGUGUGCAGAGCCUGUGCGGAGCCCCCCCGCCUGCGCGGCCCCGGAGCGCUGCCAAGUGCCUACUGUCCACCGCCCCCCGGGUCCCCGCGACAGCCCAGCGCGGAGCCGAGCCGGAGCCAGGCGGGGCCGCUCGACUCCGGGGCCCGGGGCCACCUCCAUGAACACCAGCCCAAAGUGAAGUGCCUCUUUCUCCUCCCUGCUGGCUCUGCUCUCGCCCCUGUCCCCCCCCACCCCCGCCGCCACCCCCGCCGCCACCCCCCCAGCCCCUCUCUGGAGAGCUCUCUGCACCCGGCGGGGACCAGAGACGCCAGGGGGCUGUGAGGGAGACGAGCAGCCGGCGUCCGUGGCGCGUCCAGACCUGCGGCUGCGACGUUCACGUGCGGACACACAGCCGGCAGGUGGAGAGUCCCCUCCACCCCGGCCGGGGGCGCUUAGCGGGUCGGGCCAUCAGCGCUUCCCCACGGAGAACCGGCUGCAGACCCUGUCACGCCGUGCCAGUGGUGAACCCGGCAUCGGAGUCAGUCCCUACCCGCCCGCCCCCUUUGUUCACCGCUUGGUUCUAAGUGGGUCACUGCAGGGCUAGAAACGGGGCACACGGCUGUUGAGGGUUUUGCCCUGGGCUGGGAAUACCUCACCCCACGCCUGGUUCCAGAAAGGCCUCGAGCUGAGCAGACAGGCCCCGGUCCUGCCAGAAUGGCCUUUUGCUUCCAGCCAAAGAGCAUCACCAACACACACACCUCCACCUUGGAGACCUCCCGCUCUGCGCCUCGGCUGGUGUGACCCGCAGAAUUUGGACUCUGAGGGCAGGUGGGACAGCUGGGUCGUCAGACAGAGAAGGGUGCUUGGGGGAGGGGGGUGGAGCUGGCCUUCUCCCAGGAAGGUUCUGGCGGGGGUGGGGGGGUGGGAAGGGGAUAGGGUGUUUCCUGGAGCUCGUUUACUUUGAUUGAGUGUGCUGGUCCCAUUUCUCAGACCAGCCCACUGAGGCAAAGCCGAACGGGCCUCCGCGCGGCUGGUCUGGGGGGGUUGGUGUCAGCAACCUGGCUCCGGCUGGAGGGGUUUCCACCCGGAAUGACGCGCUGUGCUCCCCUCCAAGCCACGAGCCUUCUCCGGAGCGGAAGCGUUUGCCCUGCCCCGUGGGAAUAAACUGUGAGCCGGGUCCGGUGCCAUGUUGUCUUGUUUGAAGUCCCCAGGAAUACGCGAGCUUUUCCGGUUGUGCACAGAGACCCUCUCUGCGAGGAGACAAGGCUGGCAGGGGCUUGCCCCCACCUGUCCUCUCUGCGCCCGCUCCAGGGGUUUGCGCUGGGCUCCGGGAACAGGGGCUACGUCGGGGCUUUCUCUAGAUUUUGUAUGCUGUUAUUAAAAGCAAGCUAUUGCAUUUCA
Molecule: messenger RNA, 2701 nt
Organism: Hyaena hyaena (striped hyena)
Lineage: Eukaryota; Metazoa; Chordata; Mammalia; Carnivora; Hyaenidae
Product: KIAA0930 ortholog
Exons: 10
Coding region: 99-1319 (406 amino acids)
Source: RefSeq, a predicted model, not a curated record